Molecule: messenger RNA, 4484 nt
Organism: Mugil cephalus (flathead mullet)
Lineage: Eukaryota; Metazoa; Chordata; Actinopteri; Mugiliformes; Mugilidae
Product: nuclear factor 7, ovary-like
Exons: 1
Coding region: 8-1381 (457 amino acids)
Molecular function (GO): protein binding; zinc ion binding
Source: RefSeq, a predicted model, not a curated record
AGACUAAAUGGCUUCCAGAUCAGAGGAGGAUCUCUGCUGUCCGGUCUGUCAGGAGGUCUUCAGAGAUCCUGUUGUUCUGUCAUGUAGCCACAGCUUCUGUAAAAUCUGUCUGAAGAACUGGUGGAGACAGAAUCCAUUACACGAGUGUCCAGUAUGUAAGAGAAGAUCUUCAAGAGAUGAUCCACCUUUAAACUUGGUGCUGAGGAACCUGUGUGAGUCCUUCUUACAGGAGAGAGAUCAGAGAUCUCCAGAGGCUCUCUGCAGUCUGCACUCUGAGAAACUCAGACUCUUCUGUCUGGACCAUCAGCAGCCAGUGUGUCUCAUCUGCAGAGAUUCACAAAAACACUCCAACCACAGAUUCAGUCCCAUUGAUGAAGCUGCACGACAGCGCAAGAAGAUCCUUCAGGAAACUCUGGAGCCCUUAAAGAAGAAGUUAAAGGUUUAUGAACAAGUUAAAGUGAAGUUUGAUGAAACAGAAAAACACAUCAAGGUCCAGGCCCGACACACAGAGAGGCAGAUUAAGGAGCAGUUCAAGAAGCUUCACCAGUUUCUAGCAGAGGAAGAGGAGGCCAGGAUGGCUGCACUGAGGGAGGAAGAGGAGCAGAAGAGUCAGAUGAUGAAGGAGAAAAUGGAGGCUCUGAGCAGAGAGAUAGCAGCUCUUUCAGACACAGUCAGAGCCACAGAGGAGGAGCUGAGAGCUGAAGACGUCUCAUUCCUCAACAACUACAAGGCUGCAGUGGAAAGAGUCCAGUGCUGCCCCCUGCUAGAUGAUCCACAGCUGCCCUCAGGAGCUCUGAUAGACCAGGCCAAACAUCUGGGCAACCUGGCCUUCAACAUCUGGAACAACAUGAAGGACCUGGUCUCCUACACUCCUGUCAUUCUGGAUCCAAACACUGCUGGAACAGCAAUGAUUCUGUCUGAAGAUCUGACCAGUGUGAGAGGAGGAAAUAAACAACAACUUCCCGAUAAUCCAGAGCGGAUUAAUUAUAACUGGUCUGUCCUGGGCUCUGAGGGCUUUAACUCAGGGACUCACAGCUGGGAUGUUGAGGUUGGAGAUAACACAUUCUGGAUAUUGGGCGUGUCAGCAGAGUCUGUCCAGAGGAAGGGAUACAUACUAUCUGGACUGUGGGGAAUAAGGUUCAAAGGAGGUAAAUACUCAACAUGUUCACCAGCUCCUUCCACUGUUCUCUCAGUAAAGAAGAAGCUCCAGAGGAUCAGAGUGAAUCUGGACUGGAACAGAGGAAAUCUGUCCUUCUCUGAUCUUGAUACUAACACACACAUACACACCUUCACACACACUUUCACUGAGAGGAUGUUUCCAUUCAUUGGAACCGAGGAUAAACUUUCAGUGAAGAUUUUACCAGUGAAUCAGAUCAGUUAGAGACUCACUUAGAUGUAAUAUUAGUUCAUUAACAAAGUUUAAGUGUAAUAUUUCUGUUUCAUGUUGUUUGGGUACUUUCAGGAAUUUGAAUCAUUUUUAUGUAGAAACAUAGAACCUUCAGAUUACAAAUUAUUUUGAGGCUGAAUGUUAAAUCUUUUCACUGAUUCCAUUGAUAAUAAACUCUAUAAACUCUGAUGUAGACGUAGAUGUGAACCAGUUCAUCAGACUAAAUGGUUCAUGACUAAACUUAUGAACAUCCCUGAAUGAUGAAACCAGGGCAUGAACACACAUUCUCAACUAAAGUUAUUAAACUUCUCAUUAGAAACCUUAAUUCAAUUAAGUUGAACCCGUGAAACCGAUGACGCUAAUGAGCAUUAAAGAGCUGCUUUCAUUUUUCACUCAUUCACGUGUCUCUGAUCAUCUUUCUUUAACUCCCGUUCAUACCCCUUGGGUCAUUAUACCUCUGGGAGUUAUUUGGUCCUUAAUCUAAUGUUGAGGCAGAAGAAGAGAUAUGGAUCAGGGUUCUGGUUAUGGAUCAGGGUUAAGGUUACAGGAUAGGUGCCAGGGUUUGGCGUUUUGUUCAUAACCCCAACCCUGUUGAGCAGCAUCCAGUUUUUGUUCUUGUUUUUGUAUAAAUGUGCUCCCGUGAAACAUUCACCAUCCUGCUCCCACCUGGUUAUUUUCAUGUUCCACUCCUUUACCACCAGAUCCUCACAUUUAUAAUGUGAUUUUUCACCAUCCAUUCCUCAGGAAAAUUAAACCUGGACCUGGAGUCUAUUUUUAUAGUGUCAAAUAACAAAGAUUAAAGUCUUCAUUAUCUACCAACAUUAUAUCAACCACCUAAAAUGACAGAAACCAUCUUUGUUGGGGCUUCCACUGUAUUUUCUUUUACAGUGUAUGGUCCAACAUGGAACCUUUCAAAGGACUGGUGCCGACAUCUGUUUACAAAAGUGCAUUUCAAAAAAACUUUGCAAUUUGUCAUUUGUGUGAUUAUUUCUAAGGUGAUGAUGAAACAGUUUCCUAGGGCCCCAACAGACUGUAGAAUCUCCUCCAUGAAUAUCCAAGUUUCAGAGCUCAUGGUAGUCCCUCCACCAGCCUGAAUAAUGUAAUGUGUGAUAUUUGUCUGUGUGUAUACUGUGUAGAUGCCCUAAAAUGUAAAUGUCAAGCUGUCUGGGGGAAACACAGCCUCGGCUGAUGGACUGCAUCGCUCUCUAGCAGCAGGUUUUAGUUCCUCUGUUGCCUGUGAAAUAUAUUUGGAAUGAGAAUUUGUUGUAGAGCGAGAGGUGAAACCAAUAGAUUUUCAGACGUAGCUGUGAUAUUGAGCAAAUAGGUGAUUCAGAGAUUCACGCUGACAUUCAAACACGGCGAGACAAGAGAGACGGGACUCGAGGAAUAAAAAGCGUGUAGAGCUCAAUAAUUUAAUAAAAGAGGAACAGACCUGAGCUGGUUUGAUUCUUUGAUCCAGUGUUUCCCUCUGGCUGCUGUUUGUCUUUAUCCAGGUUCAGAACAAACUGGUGAAAAGGUCCAGGUCUAAUGUCUCCUGGAGGAAUCUGGUGAAUGUUCAGUGAUUUAAAUCAGUCUGGAGCUGGUGGAGGAUGAAUUCCUUCUGUACUUUGGAGAAGAUGAACCAUUUGAUCAUUUCACCAUUUGGUUAAUAAUGAUUUAUACAUUCAAGACAUUGUUAGUUUCAAAGGUUUAAUCUUUUUUUUGUCACUUAAAAUUAUUUAGACAUUUUUAGGUAAUGUGAGAACAUUUCCAUCAUGUUUAAUGGUAAUAAUUCAUGCAGCAGAGAGUUAAACAUCACCUAGUGCUGGAUGACGUGAACUUUAAAAGAUUUUUAACUACAUUGAAAAUUUAAUGACUGAUACAAGAGUGGAAAAAACAGCAGCAGUUAUUUCAGCAAGAAAAAAACAAAUAAAUAACUCAACCUGUCCCCUCUAAAGGAAUUAUGACGAAAAGUGACUUUGGAUCCACAUCGGAAGGAGGUGGGUUCAUGUUAUAAAGACUGGUAUCUGUAAUCCAACAUAUCUUCUAUAAGUUUUAUUUGCAGCCUCUGAGCUCCACUCCUGGCUACUUUUAUUUUUAUAAAAUAGGAUUACAGCCUGAAAUACCUCCAUUUUCUUUUAGGAUUUGAAGCAAAGCAUCUAUAUAAAAUACAGGAGACUAUCGUCGGCAUAUUCAAACAUUUUUUAUUUGCUUUAAUCCGUCUCUAUGAAUGUGUUGCUGUUGUGGCCCGGAGCAUUUCUACCACCCACUGCCUCUGCUCCUCUUUAUCUGUGGACAUGUUCUGGUUAAAUCUGUGGUUGCUUUGCUGUUACUUUCUGCCGCUGUACAUUUUUAUGCACAAUUAUAUAUUUAAUAAGUAAAUCUUAUAAAACUCAGAAAUGUUUUACACUAAUAAGAUAAAAGAAACAAGUUUUAAGUUUAAUCACAAACUGAACCUCAUCCCAAUAAAAAUGCAUCUCCAAAAAUAAUUCACCAAUGUGCCCUGGAUGUAAAACCGAAGAAGGAACAUUUAUGCAUUUACUUUGUUUUAUUGUGAAUCAUUAAAACCUUUCUGGGCUUCAGUUCAUCUUUUUACCAAAUCAGUUUUACAAUGAGAGUUUGGUUUAAAUCCAUGUUUUAAUUUACGUACCUGGCUUCUAUUUAGACAAAAAAAUAAAUGGAGAUUUCUAAUAAUUAUUUCAUAUUAUGCAAAAAUCAUGUAUCGAAAGCUGAAUUACCUCCUUUGUUUAAGUUGUUUGUCGACCACCUUACAAAAUGUUUCCCUUAGAGAGAGUCACAUAUAAAAAAUAUGGUGGGGAAAAGUUUUUUGUCAUAGGAGCCUUUACUUUCCCAUCUUAAUGAGCUAUGAUAAUGAUUGUGAUUUUAGUUCAGAGUUAAAGUUAUGAGUAGUUAAAGUUGUUUGCUGAGUGAUUGAUUGAAGGGUUGUUUUACUGCUUUGUUAUGUUUUUGUUUAUUAUCUGUUUUUCUUUUUUGUUUCCUUUUUAUUGGCAGAGGGUCCACCUGGUGGCUGUGGAAAGUGUGUAUAUAUAUAGUGUGUGUGUGUGCAUAUGUACCUAUAAUCCACAUACAUUAAUAAAAAAGAAUUAAGAAAAAGAAA